Messenger RNA from Drosophila hydei, 1322 nucleotides. It is a transcript of the gene Nap1, whose product is annotated as nucleosome assembly protein 1-like 1. Bases 112 to 1209 code for a protein of 365 amino acids. NCBI's taxonomy places the organism in Eukaryota, Metazoa, Arthropoda, Insecta, Diptera, Drosophilidae. Gene Ontology annotation, biological process: nucleosome assembly. Gene Ontology annotation, molecular function: histone binding; chromatin binding. The record is from RefSeq and is a predicted model, not a curated record. The transcript is spliced from 5 exons. Gene Ontology annotation, cellular component: nucleus; chromatin.
GUUUCAGUCAAGUCUCUCAUCUCUGGUGUUCAGUUAAUUCUUUUGGAUCGACAUCGUUGCGGCGUGCUCUUCGUUCUUGCUGUUGUCUUGAGAACCUCAUAUUUAUUCGGAAUGGAUGCUCCACAGGAAGGACAGGUUGGCGCUGAGUCGGGCAAUGAGUUCGAUGACGAUAAGUCGAAUUCUGACUGUCAAUCCAUGCCAGCUUAUAUGAAUUCAGUUUUACGGCGGCAGUUUUUGCAAGAAAUGGUUAAAUCGUUGCCAGAAAGUGUUCAGAAGAGGAUCACUGUUCUGAAAAACAUGCAAUUGGACCAAUUGCAAAUGGAAGCUAAAUUUUUUGAAGAGGUUUACAAUUUGGAGAAAAAGUAUCAAUUGAGCUAUCAACCCAUUUUAGACAAGCGCAGAGAAAUAAUUACCGGCAAAGUGGAACCCGCGGAAGAGAAACCAAAGUGGAAAGAACCAGAGGUUUUACCCAUCGAUGGAGAUGCCAGCGAUGCAUUCCAAAAAUCUCUUAAAAAUAUAAAAGCAAUGCCCCAGGAUGUGGCUGGAAUCCCAGAUUUUUGGCUUACAGUGUUCCGAAAUACAGGAAUGCUGUCUGAAAUGGUGCAGUCUCAUGAUGAGCCAGCUAUUCGCCAUCUUACGGACAUUUCAAUUAAAUAUGAUGAUGAACAUUCUUAUACUUUAGGUUUUCAUUUUGAUAAAAAUGAAUUCUUUUCGAACUCGGUACUUACGAAGCAAUACUUCCUGAAGUCCACCGUCGAUCUUGAGGAUCCAUUUGCGUUCGAAGGACCAGAAAUUUAUAAGUGCAAAGGUUGCGUUAUAAAUUGGGAAAAGAAAAUGAACUUGACCGUUAAGACUAUCCGGAAGAAACAGAAGCACAAGGAGCGUGGUGCAGUGCGCACCAUUGUUAAACAGGUUCCCACAGAUUCCUUCUUUAAUUUCUUUAAUCCACCAGAAGUUUCGGAAGACAAGGAAGAAAUCGACGAUGAGUCUCAGCAAAUAUUGGCAACUGAUUUCGAAAUCGGUCACUUUUUACGUGCAAGAAUUAUUCCAAAAGCUGUGCUUUAUUUCACGGGUGACAUUGUUGAUGACGAAGACGAUGAAGAUGAAGAAGAAUUCGAAAACGAAGAUGAUGAAUUCGACGAUGAUGAGAACGAGGGUCAAAGCAAACCCAGCAAAAAACAGUCUCCAAAUGAUUGUCCUAAUCAAUAGAACAAAAAAAUAUUGAAUAUUCAACCUUAAAAGUUGUGCAUAAUAAGUAUAUAUUAAAAUAUAUUUUUGGUGAAUUCAAAUUUCAAGAAAUGUAUUUAUCUUUGAAUCAAUUA